Molecule: messenger RNA, 1285 nt
Organism: Alligator sinensis (Chinese alligator)
Lineage: Eukaryota; Metazoa; Chordata; Crocodylia; Alligatoridae
Product: C-type lectin domain family 2 member L-like
Exons: 6
Coding region: 304-1011 (235 amino acids)
Source: RefSeq, a predicted model, not a curated record
CAUGAUUCACACUAGGGGCAGAGCGCCCGGAAGCAUCGUGUAGGCGGCGCUUUCGCUUGGCUACGCCUGAUUGGCCGGGAGGACAGCUGCAGUUUUUAAACUGAUUGGUCGGGGAGGUGUUCGGAGCGCCGUUAUUGGUAAGAUAUGGUUUGAUCCCGGGUUGCCCGGCCGCGUCGAGGCAUACAGCAGAGCUGGGCGGGCGGGGCGGGACGGCGCAGGCGAAGGCGAAGGCGAGGGUGAAGCACCAGGGCUCCUUGCCCCGCCCCGCGGAGCACCACCUCUCCUGCGGCUCCUCCUCCACCAAUGGGAGCCUCCCUGGCGCGUAGUUUAAAAUGGUUUAAAUCUAGCUGGGCGAGCUGUCAGUUGGGCCUGGCCAUGGGUACUGGAGGGAUGUUGCAGAGUUGCGCGCAGCCGCCGUCGGCUCCCCCACGGGGUAGCACCGCCCCUGAGCCGCAGCCCAGCCUGCCGCUGCUGCUGCCGGGGCCCUGCGGGGGAGCAGCGGCCCGGGGCGGCCCGUGCUCCAGCCUCUGGCUGUGGAGAGCUCUGGCCCUGCUCCUGCUGGCAGCUGUCCUGGCGCUGGGGAUGGCACUGGCGCUGAAAGGAGCUGUCACUGAGACUGCAGCUGCCACUGUUAUGACAGAGAGGUGCAGACCCUGCCCAGAAGACUGGAUUUGGUACAGAAAUCAGUGUUACUAUUUUUCCAAAGAAAUGCAAAACUGGAAUAGCAGUUGGAAGUUCUGCUGGUCACACAAUGCUACCCUUGCUAUGAUAAAAGAAAAAUCAGCACUGGACACUAUCUACUCUAAUAAAGGGGAAGAAAAUUACUGGAUAGGUCUAAGGAAAGAACCAGAGGGAUGGCGGUGGGUAGAUGGAUCGCCUUUCAUUAAUGACACAAUUUCAUUGGAAAAAGAGGGGCAAAACAUGGCCUGCGCAUACCUAAAUAUGCUGGGUUUGGCUGCUAUCGACUGCAUGUCUUUGAGACCUUGGAUCUGCGUCAGGAAGUCCACUUGAGCUCUCUUAGUCAGCAGAGCACAGCUUGUUCAAAAUUUCAUUGGAAAAAGAGGGGCAAAACAUGGCCUGCGCGUACCUAAAUAUGGUGGCUUUGGAUCCUAUAGACUGCAUGUCUUUGAGACCCUGGAUCUGUGUUAAGAAGUCCACUCAGUCAACAGAGCACAGCUUGUUCAAGUAAGGCACAAGUGCAACUUGUGUGGUUUUCCAUUUUCCCCUGGGGAGGCUCCUCCAUUGUACUGGAUUGUAAUUGGGAGAAUAAAUGACUGUCACAUUU